Centrocercus urophasianus (Greater sage-grouse) is the source of this 8085-nucleotide messenger RNA. It is a transcript of the gene GOLGA3, whose product is annotated as golgin A3. NCBI's taxonomy places the organism in Eukaryota, Metazoa, Chordata, Aves, Galliformes, Phasianidae. Bases 291 to 4844 code for a protein of 1517 amino acids. The record is from RefSeq and is a predicted model, not a curated record. The transcript is spliced from 24 exons.
CCGCCGCGCCCCUCCCGCCCCUUCCCGCCGGAGGCAGCGCCACGUCUCGGGCGGCAGUCGGGCGGGCGGCCACAGGGAAUGAGGAUCCUUGCUGAUUAAAGCUUUGGCUGUCAGCUGUUUUCAUGAUCUGGAAUCAUCAGCUGCCUGCUGCUCACCAAGAGCUGAAAGCUCAGAACUGUGCCCUGCAUAACACCUUGAUGCUGUUGCUAAUGGAGAGAAACUGGACUCGGUAGUUUGCUUGGCAGCACAUUUAGAAGAAAUACUUUCCUGUGAUCUGGAUUGUUUUUACCAUGGAAUCCUCAUCCAUGCAGCAGGAUGUUCUGUUGGACAACAGGAGCAGCAGUGGGGCUCCUGGCACCUCUCAAGAACAUGGGGAUUGUAACGCCAAGUCAGCUUUGCGUGUUACAGGAGAUGAAGUUAACCCCACCAGUGUUAACCUCAGCGAAGUGCCAAAUGAAGAGGGAAGUCUGGAGCUAAACAGCAAAGCGGACGCCUGCCAGAAUGGGCCAGAGUUGCUCUUCCCUGACUCUCCCAUAUCUUUUGAUCCCACCAGCAGUCCUCAGGGUCAAGAGUCAUCCCCAGGUGUGCCUGGUUUCCAUGACAGCCUAAGGAAGUCUCAGGGAACUAGUGCUGAGGGCAUAGCUCUUAGAAAAGAAGCUUUGCAGUCUCUCAAACUAAGCCUUCCCAUGCAAGAAACAGAAUUGUGCUCAGUAGAGGCUUCCCUCCCGUUGGAGAAUGAAGAACAAAUACGACUUCAAGCAAGAAGACGGCUAGAAGAGCAGCUCAGACAGUACAGGGUGAAGAGACAUCAGGAGAGAUCUAACCAGUCUGCAUCCAAGAGCCGGCCCUCCAGCACAUUGGAUCCUGAGCUGAUGUUAAACCCAGAAAUCUUACCAAGGGCCAGCACUGUAGCAAUGACGAAGGAAUACUCCUUUUUGCGGACCAGUGUCCCCAGGGGGCCGAAACUGGGAAGCCUGGGACUUCCAGCAUCUUCAAAAGAGAGAAAAAGUUCAAAGUCUUCGAAGUCCACUAAGAUCCGGUCCUUGGCUGACUACAGAACUGAAGAUUCAGGCUCUGGAAGUUCUGCAGGGAAUCUUGUGGCUCCUGAUUUACCUGGUGGGACUUUGAAGCAAAGCAGAAGUGGUCCAGCAUCAGUUGUUUCUGAGAUUAGUCUGCCUUUUGACACAGAUGAUCGAAUAGAGGAUUCCUCCUUGGCAGGAGAUAGCGUUUCAGAGAUUGAUGGAAGUGAAGUGGGAAUGAGGCUGGAUGGAAAUGAAAGCGACAGCUCUACUUACAGCAGCGUAUCAGGAAAGGGGCUGUAUAACAAUUUACCAAAUUCAGAAGGCAAGCAGAGAAUUCCAUACACAAUAAAUGGUCAGAAGAUACAUCCUGAUGCGAUAGGACAAUUUCCUUCCAUCAGUGAAGUGCUACAGGCUGCAGCAGUGGAGCACCAAGCCCAAGAGCAAGAAUUUAAUGGGGAAAUACGGAGCCGGAGAGACAGUAUUUCUAGCAGUGUAUCUAUGGAAAGCUCUGUCGCAGGAACUCAUGACGAAAUGUUGCAGGUGCUAAAGGAGAAGAUGAGACUUGAAGGACAACUAGAGGCACUUUCUGUAGAAGCUAAUCAGGCUCUGAAAGAGAAGGCUGAGCUGCAGGCCCAACUUGCAGCUUUGAACAUGAAGCUUCAGGCGCAGGUGGAGCACAGCCAAAGCAGCCAACAGAAGCAGGAAUCGCUGAGCUCCGAAGUGGCCACAUUAAAGCAGUCUUGCUGGGACCUGGAACGAGCAAUGGCUGACCUGCAAAACACCUUGGAAGCAAAGAACGCUAGUUUGGCUUCUUCAAAUAAUGAUUUGCAGCUAGCAGAGGAGCAGUACCAAAGACUCAUGCUGAAAGUUGAAGAUAUGCAAAAAAGUGUUCUCACCAGAGACAGCACAGUUCAUGAUCUGCGACAGCAGUUAGCUUCCUUACAGAACCAACUUCAGAAAGUGCAGCUGGAACGAACCACGCUGACCAAUAAGCUGAAAGCAUCUGAAACAGAAAUCACUUCUCUCCAGAAUGUGCGACAGUGGUACCAGCAGCAGCUGGUUCUUGCACAGGAGGCUCGAGUCAGGCUGCAGAGCGAGAUGGCCAAUAUACAGGCUGGGCAAAUGACCCAAGCAGGUGUGUUGGAACAUCUCAAACUGGAGAAUGUGGCAUUGUCUCAGCAGUUGACUGAAACCCAGCACAGAUCUAUUAAAGAAAAGGAACGUAUUGCAGCACAGCUGCAGAACAUUGAGGCUGACAUGUUGGACCAAGAAGCUGCCUUCAUGCAGAUCCAAGAGGCUAAAACCAUGGUGGAAGAAGACUUGCAGAGAAAACUAGAGGAGUUUGAGGAUGAGAAAGAACAGCUUCAGAAAAUGGCUGACUCUGCAGCAACUUUGGAGCAAGAGCUGGAUCAGGUCAAACUGACUUUGCAUCAGAGAGAUUUGCAGCUUGAAUCUUUACAGCAAGAGCACCUAGAUCUAAUGAAACAAUUCACCGUGACCCAAGAGAUGUUGCAUACCAAAGAGCAGACCCUGGAUGACCUGCAAACUCAGUAUGAUGAACUGAAGGCCAGAUUAGAAGAGUUCCAAAGUGAUGCUACUUCUAAAGAUGACAUGAUACAGUAUUUGCAAAAUGAGAAGAUUGUCUUGGAAGUUGCUCUGCAGACAGCAAAAGCAAGCCAAGAGCAACUUGAUGAAGGAACAAAACGCCUUGGAGAAGAUACAGAAGUAACAUCAGAAAUCUUGGAACAGUUGAGACAAGAGAUGGCAAUUAAGUCAAGCCAGGUAGAAAAUCUGCAACAGGAAAAUGGCAGCCUUAAAAAACAGGUUCAAAAAGUGAAGGAACAGUUCCUACAGCAGAAGGUGAUGGUGGAAGCUUAUCGAAGAGAUGCAAGUUCUAAGGACCAGCUGAUUAGUGAACUGAAAGCUACGAAGAAGCGCCUGGACGCGGAACUGAAAGAGUUAAAGCGAGAACUGCUACGAAUUCAAGUAGAAAAGCAGUCACUGGAAUCUGAACAUUCAAAACUACAGAAGGAAGUGACUGAGGUUCGCCAGCAGAUGGUGGAAAUAGAAAAUCAUCUUCAGUCCGUGCAGAAAGAACGAGAUGAAAUGGAAACACGCCUACAGUCUCUGCAGUUUGAUAAGGAGCAAAUGGCAUCUCUUGCUGAGGCAAAUCAGACAUUAAAACUGCAAGUAGAACAAAUGCAAGAAGAAGCAAAGAAGGCCAUUACUGAGCAGAAACAGAAAAUGAAGCGUCUAGGGUCAGAUCUGACAAGUGCUCAGAAGGAGAUGAAAGCAAAGCAUAAAGCCUAUGAGAAUGCAGUCAGCAUUCUGAGUCGGCGACUGCAGGAAUCCCUCACUGCAAAGGAGUCUGCUGAAGCAGAGCUGAGCAAGCUAAAAGCACAAAUCACUGAUGGUGGAAGCAACCAGAUUGCUCAAGAAAGGAUUCAAGCCCUGGAGACAGAAUUGCAAGCUGUUAGAAGCAGUAAGUUGAUGCUGGAAAAAGAGUUGCAAGAAGUGAUUUCACUUACCAGCCAAGAGCUUGAGGAAUACAGAGAGAAAGUGCUGGAACUUGAGGAUGAGCUUCAGGAGUCUCGAGGGUUCAGGAGGAAGAUAAAACGUUUAGAAGAGAUUAACAAGAAGUUGGCCCUUGAACUGGAACAUGAACGUGGAAAACUCACAGGCCUUAGUCAGUCUAAUGCUGCUUUGCGAGAGCACAACAAUGUUCUAGAAACAGCGUUAGCAAAAAGAGAAGCAGAUUUGGUCCAACUGAAUCUACAGGUUCAGGCAGUCCUAAAGCGGAAGGAGGAAGAGGACCAGCAAAUGCAACAACUUAUUCAAGCUUUACAGGCUUCCUUGGAGAAAGAAAAGUCAAAAGUUAAAGACCUUAAGGAGCAGGUAGCAGCAGCCAAAGCAGAUGCAGCACACAACCGCCGUCAUUACAGAGCUGCUGCCCUUGAGCUCAAUGAGGUCAAGAAAGAGCUACAUGCCAAAGAACUGCUUGUCCAAGCCCUUCAGGCUGAAGUGGACAAACUGCAGGUAGAGGAUGAGAAGCAUUCCCAGGAAGUAUCACAGUUUCAGCAAGAGCUGGCAGAAGCCAGAUCUCAGCUCCAACUUCUGCAGAGAAAGCUGGAUGAAAAGCUGAGUGAGCAGCCUUUAGUAAGCCAAGAGGUGGAAGACCUCAAGUGGGAAGUAGAACAAAAAGAAAGAGAAAUUGAAACACUUAAGCAGCAGUUGGACAUGAGUGAGCAGCGCAGCCAUAAGGAACUGGAAGGGAUGCAAGUUGUCCUGCAGAAUAUCAAGACUGAGUUGGAAAUGGUGAGAGAAGAUCUGUCGGUGACUCAAAAGGAUAAGUUUAUGCUGCAGGCUAAAGUGAGUGAACUGAAGAACAGCAUGAAGUCACUGCUGCAGCAGAACCAGCAACUGAAGAUGGACCUGAAGCAUGGCAAGAUGAAGAAGCAGAGGAAAGGAGAGAACAAUUCCUCAAAUCCUGUGACUCCAGUCAAGAUCCCGGAUUGCCCGGUGCCUGCAGCCUUGCUGGAAGAACUGUUAAAACCAUCGACAGCUGUGAGCAAGGAGCCUUUAAAAAAUCUGAACAGCUGUCUGCGGCAAUUGAAGCAAGAAAUGGACAGUCUUCAGCGUCAGAUGGAGGAACACACCAUUACAGUGCAUGAAUCAAUGUCUUCAUGGACUCAGAUUGAGGAGCAGCUAAUGGACUUUACCUCCACUGGUCCUGCAGCUGCUUCAGAGCAGCAGGAGCGUCCUGCUUUGGUUGAAAAGAAGCAGAAUUGCGAUGUUAGCGACAAGGAAGCUUUGACACUAUAACCUCCUCAGCAGUUGUCUUUCUUCCCAUUGCUUUAAGUGUGUAAACAAAUCUUUAUCAGAAAUAUUUAUUUAUUUCAUUUUUAAAAUGGUCUUCAGAAUUUUGCUUUUGCCUGUAGAAUUAAAAGGCACGGUUUAUGACAUCAGCAUAAUAGUAAGUGCAGAAUGUGCUGUUCUAAGGGUUUGUUUGAAAGCUUACUGUAAUGAAACUUCAUUGUAAUAAUUCUACCAUACUGGGGACUGCCAAGUGAGAAAUCUGGCUUGUUUUUGGGUUUAGUGAGAGGUUAAGUUGAAGACUUACACUGAGCCCCAGAAGACCAUCUGCUUCCAGGUCUGCAUUUGUUUAAUCUGGGUAAAUUUGUUAGCAGAUGACAGUUAAUUAUGCUUCAUCUGUUUUUUGUUCUGUUUAGUUCUUUUUUCUUUGGGUUGAGGGUCAGAUUUUUGUUUUUCUCUCUUUGUGGGCUGUGUCCAGAGCACAGAGAAAAAGAGAAGUCCUGCUCGUGUUCAGCUGCAGGCAGUGGUUGAAAAAUGGCUACUCCUACUAGAACAUUAUCCUUCCCCACACCUAUAAUCUCUUUAAAUUUGAGAUUACAGGUGUCUGUAUUUAAAAAUUAAAAAAAAAAAAAAAAAAAGAAGCAUUUGAAGCCCUUUCUAGUUAUAAAGAUGACAGAACUUUGGCAGUUUUGCCUGGGAUGUUUUCAUAAGUGUCACAGUUUCUCUCUUACAGCUGCAGGCCAGUAGGGAGCUUUGCUUCACUGCACAAACACUUCUUGCACCUUUUUAGUUCGACUUUUGAAGUAGACAUCCUUGAUUAAAGGUAUGCUUGUAAUAUAUAUUUAUAUAUAUAAGAGAUAAAAAUCAUAAUUUUCUGACUGUUUUAAUAUGCUUGUAUGCAGUAAGUCAAGGCUGACAUGAGGUUGUUUUUUUUGUUGUUGUCUGUUACUCUCUUUGUUAUAUUAUUACAUUUUAAGUUUGCUGGGUUUUAACAUUCUGUCAAAUGGCUUAGGGAAGUUAGCCCCCAAAGCCAGAGCUUCUAGGUAUAUAAUUAUUUUGCUUUGGAAGACAGAAUUAUAAUGCCUAUAAAAUUAUUAUUUCUAUUAUCUUCCCAACACACUUCACCCCCUCCCCCUACAUCCUCUAUGAUAAGGCGUCCACUGUGAGUGGAAGUGGUGGCACUGUGAUGCCUUAGCUAAGCUGUUAUUACUCUCCUUUGGUCCCGUGGGCCUGCGUGGCUCAGAGGCAGUGAUAAACCCCUCAUUCAAAAACUGCUGCAGAGGUACUGCUGCAUCCAGUGUCCUAAGGCACAGAGCAAAAUGUACAGGAUGUUCUUUGGAAGGUUGAGUGGCUGCUUGUGCCGGCGUGGUUUUGUGUUUGAAACAGACAGAAAACAGGUCAAUUGUAUUCACUGUAGGCUGGUGUGAAAAAUGAAUCUAACAAGUGCAAGGAGACUGAUCAGCUGUUAAAAAAAAAAAAAAAAAAAAAAAAAAAAAAAGCAUCUCUUCAAGUAACUUUUUCAUAAUUAGCUAUAACCCGGGGUUUGGAGAAGUUUCCCUGUCAGUUGUCCAGCUUGUUUAUUUUUCUCAAGAGGAAGUAGCUUCUUGGAGGAGGCUGCUUUUGGAUGGGUUUGGGUGUUUUGAGAGGAGACGAUUGCAGUUUGCUUCAAAUAAGUCAAAACUGGAUGAGGGGUGGGGAUUGGGUGGAGGGAAUAACGUUUAUCCAGCUUUGGAGCUCAUAAUUACCUAUUGAAGCUCAAAUCCAGUUGAACACUCAGUAGUUAGCAUCUGUGCUGAAUGACAUUGUUUCCCUUGCUCAGCUCCUGGAUUUUAACUGGCAUUUUGUGGAGUCAGAGUCAAGUGAUGUUAAAAGCCAAGGUUUUCAAGUUAGCAAAGGGAGAAAUGCCUUAGUGUAAAUUAGGUGUCCAACAUACAGAGUUACUGACAAAUUUAAAGAAAAGCCAGAAGCUUUACUGACUAGCUUAACCAUGUUAAUGUCUGCAAACCACUGCAGUCCACUUUGCAGAGUCAAUGGUACUGGUUAUCUCGCUGCUGUCAUGUUCUUGAAGUUGCCUGUAUAUUAAGCUCUAAGAAGAAAAACAUAUGCAGUGUUGUCAAAUAAUAAAAUCAAAUCUACGUAGGGAGUAAUAUAUUCAGUACAAAAAGUUAUCGAAUGUUGAGGAUUUUAAAUAAAAUAACACUUGUGCAGGGUUAACGUUGGUGUUCAUUUUGGUGAAUAUGUUGCCUACAGUUAAUCCAUUAUGUUUUAAUCUCUGAAGUUUGCCAACAGUUGUAUAGAUAAAGCUUUUAUCUGAUCUCAGAGAAGCCAGGAUUGUAAGAAAUCUUCAUAGGUCUUGUCUUAAAAAUGUCUGUUCUUUUUGUAUCAGUACUGCAUUCUGUCUUCGGUGCAGCGCUGUGUUUUUGCACUAGCUCCUUAUGAAGGCAGCUGAGUUGGUACAGUCAGGUAGUCUUAGGUAUGUAUUUUUCUUUUUAAAGAUGAAGGAGCUGUUGUGAAAUGCUGAGAUUAGAUUUCUGCAUUGAUCGACCUGUCUCUCUUUCAAAGUUCCUGGGCACUAGUUAUUUUAUUUUCACCGUGUGGUUUUCUAUAGACACAAGCACCAUGCCAUUUGUUUCAUUGCAGAUCAGAGAUAAGGUCUGUGGGUCCAAACCUGGUGUGGUCCUAAGUGCUGAAGUCAGAGGAGUCACUAGAAAGCCUUCUAGAAGGGGCACUCAGGAUGUGACAAAAGGAAAGGCCUUUUCUUUCAAGCUAUCAGCUAUGUAUCUUAAUUAUCCAGAGAAAUAGUUGCUGCUUAAUUAAGAGGCCUCGCCCUGAGGCUGAACAUGCACUCUCUACAGAGGCAGAGGUCUCUUGCUGUCUGGGCAGUAGAGUAGUUACUGGAAUGAGAAGUGGGUCCCCUCUGCAUGUCUGCGAACUGCCAAAUGUAUCAGAAGAGUGUCAGUGCCUCAUUGAUGUUGGUGUGCUUUUAGAAAUUGGAGAAUACUGUUUCAAAAGGGUUUUUUGCUUUCUCAAGUAUUUGAGGGGAAUGUAUUUUCCUUGUCUGUUUUUCAGCAGUUGCUACCCACUGAACAGGCUUGAUGAUGGGGCAGAAAUGUUGCUGUAAAGUAAGAAUGUUUCCCAGAUGUUGAAAGUUGUUAAAGGCUGUACUGUCUGUUUCCAAAUGCUGUUGGGUUUUUGGAGGCUCUGGAAAAAAAUGCAUUAAAACAACAACAAAGAAAAACCUGCAACGAAA